Molecule: messenger RNA, 4340 nt
Organism: Etheostoma cragini (Arkansas darter)
Lineage: Eukaryota; Metazoa; Chordata; Actinopteri; Perciformes; Percidae
Gene: lnpep
Product: leucyl/cystinyl aminopeptidase
Exons: 22
Coding region: 433-3534 (1033 amino acids)
Biological process (GO): peptide catabolic process; proteolysis
Cellular component (GO): cytoplasm
Molecular function (GO): metalloaminopeptidase activity; zinc ion binding; peptide binding
Source: RefSeq, a predicted model, not a curated record
UGGGCGGUUGUCAACAACUGGUCGAGCAGGAAGGAAAGUGUCAUUUGCUUGUUCGUUUGUUUAGCGAGCGUGUAGACUAAGAUUUGUUUACAUAUUAUUUGUGCAAGGUUCGAUUUUUUUUUUUAAAUAUAUAAUCCCGCCGCAUUCACAUUUUUAGUCUAUAGCUAUGGUCCUUAAAGUUAUGGAUAUCAGCUAACGUAAGCUAACUGAAUGUCUUUCAGUCAGUUUCAAUUGUCAGAAGUUGGCUAGUUCCAAGCUAGCUACUAGCUAGCUACGUAGCUCACGUUAGAGCAGUGAGGAUAGCUGGCUGCUAUUUAUUGUAAGCCUCUGAAAGCCUGCUGUGUGGCUAGCUAGAGAAACAGCACGUCUGUCGGGCUGCUGUAAACCUGUUUCUGUGUUUUGGACGCGAAGAGCUGUUUGAGAUAUUCUACCAUGGAUCCAUUUGACAGUAACGUUGCAGACCGAGCCAACCUACCGAGGAACAUGAUUGAGAACAGCAUGUUUGAAGAAGAGCCUGAUGUUGUGGAUUUGGCUAAAGACUCCGCUGCAUUUCCGACGUUUCCUGCUCUUGACCCAGAUGAAGUGGUAUAUGAGCCUCGUAGCUCACGGUUGCUUGUGCGAGGCCUGGGAGAGAAUGACAUGGACGAGGAGGAUGAGGACUGCGAGUCUUCGGCCCGUCUGCUGGGCAUGUCCUUCAUGAACCGUAGCUCUGCUCACAGAUCCAGCUCUUCCCCCUACACCAGACAGGCCGCCCCCAGGUCUUGUUCACGACCCUCAGCCCGUACCACCGUUGUAUGUGUGUUAUUCCUGGUGAUAGGGGCCUCCAUGACCAUGCUGCUGUACUUCUUACCUGGAUGCACAUUUACCAAGGCUGGUUGUAAAAAAACCAACAAGACCACUCCCUUCGAGCCAGUUUACCCUCUGUCCACAAAUGGCAAACUCUUUCCAUGGGCUCAGUAUCGGCUGCCUCGCAGUGUGCGUCCUCUUAGCUAUGACCUCACAUUCAACCCAGACCUCGACCACAUGACUUUCACCGGCCGCACUGUCAUCACCAUGUCUGUGCUUCACAACACCAAGAUCAUUGUCCUCCACAGUGCUAAUCUCAACAUCACCAAAGCUACCUUCAAGCUGGGUGAUAAGGAGACCAGAGAUGUGACUGUCCUGGAGUACCAGCCCAAACAGCAGAUAGCUGUUCAGUUGUCUGAGGAGAUGUUGGCAGGCCAGUACUGUGUUUUGACCCUGGAUUACUCUGCCAGCUUCUCACACACCUAUGACGGCUUCUACAACAGCUCAUACAUUGAUAAAGAUGGAAACAAAAGGGUCUUAGCUGCAACCCAGUUUGAGCCACUAUCAGCUAGGAAAGCCUUUCCUUGCUUUGAUGAACCAGCUUUCAAAGCGACUUUCCUGAUUAAAAUCAGCAGGAAACAAAACUACAUGACUCUUUCCAACAUGCCUCAGGCUAAAAGCACACCGCUUUCCGAGGGUCUCGUGCUAGAUGAAUUUGAAAAGACCAGUGUUAACAUGAGCACCUACCUGGUGGCCUUCAUCGUCGCUGACUUCAACCCUAACAGCAAAAAUGUCUCUAAAACUCUGGUAUCUGUGUACUCUGUGCCAGACAAGAAGGCGCACACUGACUAUGCUCUGGACACAGCCUCAAAGCUGCUGGAGUUCUACAAUGACUACUUUGAAAUUAACUAUCCGCUCAAAAAACUAGAUUUGGUAGCCAUUCCAGACUUCCUGGCAGGAGCCAUGGAGAACUGGGGACUCAUCACUUUCAGGGAGACCACCCUGCUGGUGGGCAACCAGUCCUCUCCUCUGGAAAAACAAGUAGUUGCCUCCGUCAUAGCGCAUGAGCUCGCUCAUCAGUGGUUUGGAAACCUGGUAACAAUGAGCUGGUGGAAUGACCUGUGGCUCAACGAAGGCUUUGCCACUUACAUGCAGUACAUGUCGCUGCAGCAUGUCUUUCCCAAGCUAGACAUUGGUAAUUUGUUCCUGGCAGUUCGCUUCAGAGCCUUGGACAAAGAUGCAUUAAACUCCUCCCACGCUGUGUCGACGGAGGUUAAUAAUCCCGAACAGGUGGAAGAGAUGUUUGACUCUGUCUCCUAUGAGAAGGGCGCAUCCAUUCUCAUGAUGUUGGAAGCCUGGCUGCCAGGGGAACAACAGUUCAGAAAGGGUAUCAUUCAAUACCUCAAACAGUUCAGUGGAUUAAACACGGACACUGACGACCUCUGGAACAGCCUUACACAGGUCUCUGUCUCGCAUCACAAUGUGUCAGAGAUGAUGCGCUCAUGGACGUCACAGAAAGGCUUCCCAUUGGUCACUGUAAGCCGUAAGGGAGAUCAGGUGACCCUCACACAGGAGCACUUCUUGCUCACGUCUGACAACGCCACAUAUACUUCCAGCUUGUGGAAUAUUCCAGUGACGUACGUAACUGACAACUGUAGUUUGGCCUCUGAGUGCAGACAGAUGUUUAAUCUGAAGACCAAGUCAGGGACUUUGAAGUUACCAGAAAGUGUAAAGUGGCUGAAGUUGAACUGCAACAACACAGGCUUCUACAUCGUCCACUACGGAAAAGAGGGCUGGGCUGCUCUUCAAGAUGCUUUGUCCAGCAACGUCCAUGUUCUUACACAGGAGGACCGCGCCUCACUCAUACAUAACAUCUUUGCUCUCUCCAGACUGGGACAUGUGUCCUUCUACGAUGUCCUUAACAUGUUGAAGUACAUGUCAAAUGAAACUGAGAGUUCUCCUGUGACUGAGGCCUUGUCACAGCUCAAUGCAAUCUACCGACUCCUCGACAAAAGACAGGAGGACAGUCUUGUAGCCCGCAUGAAGCAUUAUAUUUUGGAUCUGUUUGGUUCCCUGAUGGACAAUCAAACGUGGGUAGAGGAGGAGAGUGUGUCUAAACAGGAGCUGCGCUCCGCCCUGCUGGGGUCAGCCUGUAGUCUGAAUCAAGAAAGCUGCAUUCAGAAAGCCAAAGCCCUGUUCAAACACUAUGACGAGUCCAAUGGGACCUCACGGAUCCCAGGAGAUCUGCAGCAAGUCGUAUUCAGUGUGGCUGCUCAAUCAAAUGACGAUUGGGAGACUUUGCUCCACAUGUACCAAAUUAACACCUAUGAUGCAGAGAAGCGAAAAAUGCUACGGGGCCUAGCAUCCACUCAGGACGCAAGGCGCAUAGUAUGGAUUCUAAAGGCAGGUCUGAGGGGGGAUAUCAUCCAGACGCAAGAGCUGCCUUUGGUCAUCAGCACUGUUUGUAACGGCUUCACCGGUUACUUGUUUGCCUGGAAUUUCAUACAAGAGAACUGGGACCGCCUGAUAGAGAAGUUCCCUUUAGGCUCCUAUGCCAUCCAGACAAUCAUCAAUGCCGCCACCUCUCAGUUUUCCACACAGGUGCAUCUUGAGCAAGCUCAGGGUUUCUUCUCCAGUCUGAAGGAGCGCGGCUCUCAGAUGAGGAGUGUGCAGGAAGCUUUGGAAACCAUCAGGCUGAACCAGCGCUGGAUGGAGAAAAACCUGCCCGCCCUCCAUCGAGGUCUCUAAUAGAGACCCUCCAUCCAGCCUCCGCCCCACUGACAGGGAACCUGGGGCGUUUCGUCAAGACAACAGCAGUGUUUGCACUAUUGAAGGACUGUGUCUCUUAACUCCUUUUAUUAAGGUCCAGGGUACUAAUCAAAGCCAGAGGUUUUGCUCUACCUGGGUGGACAAGAUGUUAGAUUUUCUGAGAUUGAUUGUGAGUUGUGUUUGCUUGCUCAGGGUGGCUCUGAUUAUCUGUCUGACAAGAAGUUGUCAGAUGCAAACGCACACUCCUCACACUUUUUGCUGUCGACCAAACCUCUCCUCCUACAACUCUCAUCUAAACCUCAUGCCUGAGCAGACAAUCAUGCUUUACCCACACUCCAUGUGUUCAGCCUGCUCUCAGGCUCUUAACUCCAUAAGCUGUGUAAUGGCCAUUUGAAAAAGAGGAGAUACGUGGAAUGUCAACAUUAUUGCGUAAGUACUGUAUGUACUGUUGGUCCAGGACUUUCUCUCAACGUUGGAUAUGUGUUGAUGCAGCUGUCAGGGAUUUAUUAGCGAUAAGAGGUUGAAAUUAUCGGUACUUAAGAGAAGAAUUAUUCUUUGCAUUGAACUGACCUUGUAUUGCCGUGUUACAAAAUUGCUGUCUGCCAAUCUGAACUAGUUACUCGUGCAACCUGAAGCAUUUACUAUAUUAGUCAUGAUUUGGCUAGAAGGUUGGUUGAUUGAUUGUUUCAAAUACCAAACUUGUGUUUGCAUCAAUUGAAUGUACUAAAAAACCUUCCCACUGUGUACAAUAGAUGGCGUACUGCACAACAGUGCAGGUUUAAAUC